Messenger RNA from Rangifer tarandus platyrhynchus (Svalbard reindeer), 224 nucleotides. The record is from the annotation of a GenBank genome assembly. NCBI's taxonomy places the organism in Eukaryota, Metazoa, Chordata, Mammalia, Artiodactyla, Cervidae.
CUGCGGCGACGGUGCACCCGAGCAAGGGGGAGGGGAGCGAAAGGGGACACUUACGGGCUCGAGAGGUUCGGGUGGCGGCGGCGGCGGCCCAGCAGCCGCCCGAGAACUGGCCGGCCCCGGCUCCGCCGGCCCGGCGGCCGCAGGGCUCUCCGGGCGGCGGCGGCGGCGAGGGACGCGCGCGCACGGACGCGGAACGCGCCCCGGAGGCGGCCAGGGGUGGCUAG